CUAUAAAAAAUACCGAUAUACAAAUUUCCAUUGUGACUUCUCCAUCUAUUUCCUACAUUACACUGACGAAAUAUAUUGAGCUUGGUUAACAAGAAUAAAAUACAAUUGAUCAUACAAUUGAAUUGAUACCUAUUUUCAUUUGCAUCACAAACCAGAGUUACGAACCAAAAUAAAAUAUUUAACUUUUUAUACAAAGUAAAUGGUUUUAAUUGCUUAAAAAAUGGAUAUUGGUUUCAAAUGCUGUUGUGACAUUCAAUACUUUAAUAAUUUAAACAAAGUUACAAAUACAGAACAAGAAAUUUUAUCUAUAUUAAAAACAGUAUAUGAAAGGUGUAAGGCAGAAAGAGAUAAUAACUGUUUACUAGUACCGUUACAAGAUUACCAUGAAAGAGUGUCAAAUUAUACAGCAUACCCUAAAACGUUUAUAUACACUAUGUUAGAAGAAAAUCAGUAUCAAGAAGAAGCAUUAGAUAUCUACGAUCACAUUUUAUUCAUGGAAUGCAUUAAUUUCAUGUAUUCCCAAAAUAAUCUACUAACAUUCAACAGGCUGUAUGAAGAGUGUGUUAAAUUCCAAAGUAUUCUAUCAGAAAACUAUAAAUUAAAACAUAUAUCUGAUUUGACCAUUUUUAUAAAAAAGUUACAUGAAUGGGGCUAUGUUCAUAGAAAACUAACAAAUGGUUCAGUUAUAUUAAUGGAAAAUCCUAAGACUAAAUUCGCUAGAUUCAAUUACUUAAAUAAAAUUAGAGAUUAUAGGGCAAAAGGGAGACAAAUUUAUUAUUUAGAUGAGAGACAAAUUCUUAAAGAUGCUAUUAAGAAGUAUAAAUACAAUUCUGAUGAAAACAUUCAAGUACAUGAUGGGUUUCUUUAUUUUCACAUUCUUACAAGAAAUGGUUAUGAAAAUGGAUUAUUUACUUGUCAAGAUCCCGAUAUGACAUUUUCUGAUAUCUUUAAGAAAUGGAUGAUUGACAUUGUACUGUACAGCAUAAAGCCUAUGAGUGUUAUUGUAAUGGAAAAUAAUGUCCUCCACGGCUUAUUACCUAAUAAAUCUAUCACAAGAUACCAUACUAAGAAUCAAAUGCUGCAAUGGUUAAGAGAAAACAACAUACCAUGUAACAUUAGUAUGCCUAAACCUAUACUAUAUGAUUUAAUAGAAAAAUGUACUUUUAAUAAUAUAAAUUAUGAAAUUGAUUGUGUAUUUAAAUCUUGCGGUCAUGAUAUUCUUCGUUUGCCAAAUACCUUUACUUCUCUUACACCAACUACAUAUUUUUGGAACUACUUGUGUAAGAACUUUAAAAUACCUGAGGAUAGUACAGCUGAGACUGUAAAACAUUUACUAUCACUCAAAAUAAAGGAUAUUGAUACAACGGCAUGGCCAUCUUUUAUUGCUGAAGUAGUACAAAUGGAGAAUGAUAUAUAUGAAAUUGAUGCACUUGCAGAAAACUUACUGGAAGAAUAUGAAUUAGAUAGUAGGACUCUGUAUGAGUGAAAUAAUAUGAAUCUCACAAUCACAAAUUACAAAUU
Molecule: messenger RNA, 1521 nt
Organism: Vanessa tameamea
Lineage: Eukaryota; Metazoa; Arthropoda; Insecta; Lepidoptera; Nymphalidae
Exons: 1
Coding region: 221-1486 (421 amino acids)
Source: RefSeq, a predicted model, not a curated record